AUGAAGGAUGAUGAAGAGGUGUUGGAGCCUGAUGUUCCAUACCUAAGUACAAUUAAUGCUCUAUUGUACUUGGCUCAAUGCACUAGACUCGACAAAUCCUUUGCUGUAAAUCUUUCAGCAAGAUGCAGCAAUGCGACUACUCGUAAACACUGGAAUGGUCUUAAAUUAUCUGCUACCUCAAAGGUUAUCUGUUUGAACCACAUAGGGACAUUUUGGAAUGGGUAUGUCUUUACCAUUAGAGACACUGCAAUAUCUUGGAGGUCUACUAAGCGAUUACUAGUUGUGACUUCUUCGAACCACGCUGAGAUUCUUGCAUUGCAUGAAGCUUUGCGUGAAUGCUUUUGGUUGAGAGCAGUCAUUGAACAUAUUUGA
Messenger RNA from Pyrus x bretschneideri (Chinese white pear), 372 nucleotides. Its product is annotated as secreted RxLR effector protein 161-like. The transcript has 2 exons. Bases 1 to 372 code for a protein of 123 amino acids. Lineage: Eukaryota; Viridiplantae; Streptophyta; Magnoliopsida; Rosales; Rosaceae. The record is from RefSeq and is a predicted model, not a curated record.